This is a messenger RNA of Triticum turgidum subsp. durum (durum wheat), 765 nucleotides long. The record is from the annotation of a GenBank genome assembly. Lineage: Eukaryota; Viridiplantae; Streptophyta; Magnoliopsida; Poales; Poaceae.
AUGGACGUACCAGGAGGGGGAGCCGCCGCUGGCGCACCUCGGCCCGGGCUGCCGGGCACCGACAUCUACUCCAUCGAGGGCCAGUUCCUGUACGAGAUAGAGGACCCCCGGAACCGCUUCGCCGCGCGCCGCCCCGUCGAGGCCAACGUCUUCCUGCUUCCCAUCAGCGUGUGCAACCUCGUCCACUACGUCUACCGCCUCAACACCACCGCCUACCUCGCGCCGCUGCGCCGCCUGGUCGCGGACUACGUCCACGUCGUCGCCGAGAGGCACCCGUACUGGAACCGGUCCGGCGGCGCCGACCACGUCCUCGUGUCGUGCCACGACUGGGCGCCGCUGGUCUCGGAGGGGAACCGGCAGCUCUACAGCAACACCAUCCGGGUUCUGUGCAACGCCAACACGUCGGAGGGCUUCAGGCCCAGGAAGGACGCGACGCUGCCGGAGGUGAACCUCGCCGACGGCGUCCUCCGCAGGCCUACGUUCGGCCUGCCGCCCGAGAACCGGACGACACUCGCCUUCUUCGCCGGCGGGAUGCACGGCGAGAUACGCAGGAGCCUCCUGCAGCACUGGGUCGGCAGAGGACCCGGACAUGCACGUCCACGAGUACCUCCACGCCGGGCAGGACUACCACGCGCUCAUGGCCAGGGCGCGGUUCUGCCUCUGCCCCAGCGGCUUCGAGGUGGCGAGCCCGAGGGUGGUGGAGUCUGUCUUCGCCGGCUGCGUGCCGGUGAUCAUCUCGGAGGGGUACCCGCUGCCCUUCAGUGA